AUGGAAGUAAAUAAAGUCUCAAACAUACUACUUUUAUUCUUCCUUUGUGUAAGUAUCUUGAAUAGUAAGCCAUUUAAUACUAUACAAGAUAAAUUAUAUAGCAAUAACACAAAUUUAUGGAUAAAAGAUUUAGGAGACCCUCACUAUGGAACACACAAAUUAGUACGUAGUAAAUUAUUUGAUGAAGAUGAAAAGGAACGAUUUGAUGAAGUAGAUAUAGAAUGGAGUGGACGUGUAGUAGCUUUAGGUGAUGUACAUGGUGACUUUAAGUCUGUCUUUACUAUAUUAUAUUUAUCUGGUAUAAUUGACACAAACCUAAAUUGGAUUGCUAACAACACACUCCUGAUACAGAUGGGUGAUGUAGUUGAUAGAGGACAUCAUGGAUUAAGAAUUUAUAAAUUAUUUUACAACCUAAGUUUCAAAGCCUUGGAAAAGAAUAGUCGACUGAUCCAGCUAUUAGGAAAUCAUGAGGUGAUGAACCUUUGUGGGCAACUCCAAUAUGUUACUGAUGAAGAUUUUGAUUCAUAUGGAGGUAAGAUGAUGCGACAGUAUGAGUGGUCAAAACAUGGAUUUAUUGGAAAAUAUUUGAGAAAUCUUAAUAUUGUUAUGAAAGUAAAUGAUACAAUUUAUGUACAUGCUGGUUUAGUUCCAAAAUAUGCUAGAAUGGGCUUAAAAGAAAUUGCAAAGUUAGCGCAUGAAUUAUUAAAACAUUCUAUUUGUGAUAUAUCUCCCAAUUCUUUAUUUUAUGAUGAAGAUGGACCUUUGUGGACAAGAAAUAUAGCGAUAGGAUCACAUGACCAUUCAUGCAAGCUCUUAGAGGAGAGUCUUAAAUAUUUAAAUGCAAAGCGAAUGGUUAUUGGUCAUACAAUUCAACCUAAUGGUAGGAUUAAUGUUAGAUGCAAUCAACAACUUUUCCUUGUUGACACUGGAAUUUCUGAUGCUAUUAUGGGUAAACCUACAUUGUUAGAAUUGAUGUAUAGCAGUGAAGAUCAAGAUAUUGAUAAAAAGAUAACAGACUUUAAGGGGAAGGAGCCAUUUUCAAUUAAUGAACUUUUAGUAAAGGAAAAAAUUAUUGAAGGGGAAAGAAAAGUAAAAUAUAUUGAAAUUAAUAACAUUUUAAAUUCAUUAAUCAAAGUUAAUGAUAAUUGUGAUGAACUCUAA
This is a messenger RNA of Cryptosporidium muris RN66, 1161 nucleotides long. RefSeq names its product serine/threonine protein phosphatase, putative. The transcript has a single exon. NCBI's taxonomy places the organism in Eukaryota, Apicomplexa, Conoidasida, Eucoccidiorida, Cryptosporidiidae. Gene Ontology annotation, molecular function: hydrolase activity. The coding region runs from base 1 to 1161 and encodes 386 amino acids. The record is from RefSeq and is a predicted model, not a curated record.